AAACGCUGGGAACCAUGUGUCUGCAGAAUAAUGCCGCUACUGCUUCCCCCCUGCCCUGCACCAUCACUGCCUGCUCGCAGGCGAGACAGGUACCUCCAGGGGAAGCAUGCCUUUGUGCAACAAGUGGUGAACAGCAACAGCCGGUGGAGGCAUUGCAGAAAGGAGAACAUCCAGACAGGGUCAAGAGAAGCAUGCAAAGCCCAGGAGGAUGGGAGGAGAGCACACCUCCAACCACUCUUGAAGAUUUUUUUGUUAAGGCACACAGGGUAGACAGCCGCUGAAUCACCGAGAUGGCGUGCGACUGCGCUGCAUCCCCACCCUGGCUGUCACCAUCUGUGCUUUACCUUAGAGGGGGAAGUCUCCAAGACCACUCUGUGGUGUGGAGGUGUACAGCAGCUCUUACACCAGUCAGACAUGUCUGAAUGGAGGACAAACUCUUGUAUGCCAUGUCCCAGGUGAGGUCUGGGCAGAGAACCACUGCUGACCCUGAAAUCAAGCACCCUUUUUAGCCUCUCUACACAGCAGUUCAGUAGGUGGCCCAGAGCAGACCCCACUUCAUUCACCAAGGGUGAAAGAUACCCAGAAGCAGCAAAAAACCUCAAGUCGACACCAGCCCUUAUCACAACCAUUGUUUUUCUAAGUUGACACCAGCUAUCAGUACUUUCACUGCUAGGAAGGAAGGGAAGUAAUUUUACUUCCUUUCAUGCAGAAACCCUGCGGCAGCCCUGCCGAGUACCAUGCUGUCUUCCCCACACAACGGUGAGGAUCCUCUUCUCCAGUCAUUCUUAAGAUGGGACGUUUGAAGCUAAAGGAAACUUCAGAUCCCCCUUUAGAGGGCUUCAACAUACUCAGCAGACUCCAGCCCAAUUCUUAGACAUGGGAGGAUGUGGUCCUCUAGCAAGACACUUCAAUUGAACCAGCACAUCAACCACUACCUGCUAACCCUCAUCAACGUGUCGGUACAUGAGCACCGUUUGCCGCAGGGGGAAGUGGAAGGCAGUCACAGAGCACGUUCUCAGUUCCUCUGUCGGAAGAGGCCCCUUCCAACCGUCCUCACCCCAGGAAACAGCUUACUCCACUCCUGGGGCUGGGGACAGCAGGUACCACUUGCUUCUGCCCUAUCUGCUCACUUGGCAGGACAUCUUCAUUCAGAAGCAGCUGUCAUUGAGCAGGCUCCGAUUGCAUUGGGGUAUUUGAUGGAAGUGAACACCUCUAAACGUGAACCAGGAGAUCCUCUCUUGGUGUUUACAGCUAUGGCUAGCACUGUGGUGCUGUGGGGGUCUUGCAGCCUAGGGCAACCUGCAUCCUUUUUCUCAUACCAUUCUCAUCAUCAUGUAACUAAACUAAGCCAGGGGACCUGAUGGGCCUUCAGGCUUUAGGGAUCUUGCAUGGCAGGUGCUCUGUUAAGCAUUCAGGGUGGAGUUGCUUGUGCUACCCCAGGGACCGCUCUUGCCCACACGAAAGGGAAGGAAUGGCCCCACCAGCUUGUCCAACCCUCCCAGAGAUGCAGGAGACAAUCCCACUGUGCUGGCCGCAGACUGCUUCCCCUUGGUCUGCUUGAGAUGGGCCCAAACAAAUAACAAAUAAAUGUUCCAAGGCUGCUAAAAGCUACCUUCUCCCCUGCAUGAACUCAGGGUGAAAGAACUUGCUUUUGCAUAGUGUGAACCAGGAAAGCUUAUGUCCCUCAUCUGUCUGAAGAGUCUUGAUCUCUUGUCAACACAUCUGCUUGUGGAGUUAGCUGGCUGUUCCCUGGAGCAGGCAUCGACCCCAAAAGAGAAUUCCCAAAAGAUUAGGCCAGAUGAGACCUCUUUUCAUCAAGGAUGUUAUACAAUGGACACCUUCAACUCAUAAACAUGGCGAAGUACAACUUUUAAGGGCAUACAACACGAUUCUGGCACACUCACCUCCAUAUUCCUCUGUUCACUUGGAGAAGACAUCUGCAUGGAAAUCAUCACGUGGCUUUGCAAGAAAGGCUUCUCCAGGCACUACUUAAUGUUAACCAAAUGCCAGAACUGCUUUUGUGUGUCAUCUUGGAAAGGGAACACCAGCUGGAAAAAGAAUAAUGGAAAAUUGUACAGACGCAAAUAAUAACUCUGCUUGCGAAGGAAUUCCCUACAAAGACAGCAAGACACUUCUGGUUGCAGUUUACAGCAUCGUUUUUGCCAUAGGCCUUCCAGCAAAUUGCUUAACUUCCCUGCUUACAUUUGUACAAAUCCAAAGGAAUAAAGUAAUUGCCAUCUACAUUUUCAGUUUAUCAUUGUGUGAGCUGAUGUAUUUAAGUACCUUGCCUCUCUGGAUUAUCUACGUGCAAGAUGAGCACCAGUGGAAUAUGGGUGUAAAGGCUUGCAGAAUAACAGGAUUCAUCUUCUUCUGCAACAUAUACAUCAGCAUUCUGCUUUUGUGCUGCAUUUCUGUGGAUCGUUACGUGGCACUGGUGUAUGCUCUGGAAUCAAGGGGGACAAGAGGACAGAAGAAGGCAACCAUAAUAGUGUGUAUUCUCUUCGCUGUGGUUGCAAUAAUCCACACUCCAGUAUUUUACAUGGAAGAUUACUCACAAUACAGUAAUAAGAAAACCUGCUUUGAGACUUUGCCCCUUGACAUAAAAUUGGCUUCUUUCAGCUUUGCUAGAUUCCUAUUUGGAUUUGCCAUACCUUUCACAAUCCUCAUUUUCACAAACUACAAAAUUUUCCAAAGUACAAAAACGAGCAGCAGCUUGACUUGUCGCCAAAAAGCCAAAGUGAAGUACCUGGCUAUCGCCAUUAUUGUCAUUUUCCUGAUCUGUUUUGCUCCCUACCAUGUGGUACUCUUAAUAAGAUCCAUAUACUUUAUGUUUCAUCAAAAUUGCUCAUGUCUAUUUGAAAAAGAUGUAUAUUCAAUUUUUACAGUGUUUCUGUGUUUAGCCACUGCAAACAGCAUUGCCGAUCCAAUCAUCUAUGUGCUGGUUAGUGAAAAUGUCAGAAAAGAUUUUUAUAGGAGUCUGAGAAGAUGGAGACUGAACUCAUCCAGGCUGAAUUCAUCCAUUAAUUACAAGAGUGACAGUAUAAAAUGUAGAAUGUCAAAAGAAUCACCAGAAGGAGGGUUAAGAGAAGAAAAUAAAGAAAGGCCAGCUUCAUCUGACAUUCAAAAGACCUGUAAUAGUGGCAAAGACCAAGAAGAUGGCAGGUAGCAAUCGGCUGCUGACACAAGUAAGGAGUUCCCAACAUCACCUGUGGGCUGCAGACUGCAACACACAAGUACUUACAUGCUGACGUCCAUGGGGGGGUGGGUGCAUGGGCCAGCAACUCCCUGAGGAUGCUACGGGAGCGAUACUUCUUAUUUCUGUUUGUCUCCUACGAUAAAGUUUGCCCACCAGUAUCAUUGGUGAAAAUAUUGCUUUGCUAAGGACAUGUGGAAUAAACUAAGUUAUUUAUAUUGAUUCAAAUUGAAAUCUUAAAAGCUUAUUUUUUGGACUGGCUCUUUUCCUCAUAUGAAUUCAGAAUCAGCUUUAUAAUCAGUGUUAUCUUCUGAGCUGGACCAAAAAAAUCCCUGCUGAAGAGAACAAUGCACAUUCUUAUGGUUGAAAAUUUUUGUUCUUGAGGAGGUACGUGUUCAGAUUCUCAUACACGUACCCUGUUGUUAACAUUUGUGGUUAACCAGUGGAAAAUAUUAAAAAUUAGUGACUCUUUCAACAAGAACCUUGAAAAUGUUCCAAAUACUUCAAUAUGCAGCUUUGUCUACCUUGCACAUUAUGGGGAGAAUUAGAAGGCAAAAGAGUGACCUGGUAACAGAACAACAGUAUUUCUACCAUAUUACUCAAGAUCCUGCACUGCCCUGAAAUUCUUCAAAUGUACAAUUCUAAUGCUUGACAUUUUACAGCUAGUAAAUUUUAUUUGUUUUGCAGUUAAACCUAGAAUGCACUGAAGCAUAUAGAAAACUUACACAUUUCCAGGUGGAGUCAGGAGAUCUUUUCAUGCCGUCUCCAAAUGUUUGUUGAACUUGUGUUUCAGAUCUGACUAAACUAACAGUUUCCUUGUGGUAUUGAUACAACUUUUACUGUGUAGGAGUCUGCACAAGAGCGAGGUGCCUUUCUGGCAAGGAAGGGCUGGUGGCACGGAGAACACAGCCCUUUCUCCCCAUAGAUGGGAACUCCCUCCGACACGCUGGUGGUGCACACAGGAGACGAUGCUGGGGCAGAUUUCCUUGUUGCCGCUGCUGAAUAAACUAUUGAUAGUAGUUUCCUGUGCCUUCAAACCAGAAUUUAAAAAAUAAGAAUGAUAGAAAUCUGGCAAGAUUUAGACAAACAGCUUCUUCAUUUUUUUUUAUGCGAUCAAAGUAAAAUGGACGAAGACCAUGAAGCAAUUGGAUGUUUAUUUGAAUACAAAUGUGUAAAGUGCUUCACAGCAUCAUGCUCCUUAAUCUGUAAUGUUGGAUUUCUGUGAUAUUUUUAAAUUGUUAUUAAUGUUCACAUUUCUGAAUUGAAGUAACAUUAACUAAUGUUAAUGUCAACACAGUACUAGUAUCAAAAUGGCAUUUCAUCAAGUUAUUAUAUCUAUGACAUAUUUAAUUUUUGCAUUAUUUAAUGACUCGCUACCUAUGAAAUGCUUGUGUCCUCCAAAGUAGUUCAUAUUAAUACUGAACUGAAUAGGAGAUUGUUUCUUGGAAAAAUGUGAAAUUCUGUUGUGAUGCUAGUUAACAAAUUGUGGUUUUCUAUUUCCAUACGCAUCCUAGAGAUCAAACUCUCUGAGGUAUUUGUGGCGCACUGAAGCACGGACUCCGAGAGUGGAUCGAAGACACUUUGAAGACACUAUAUUAAAAUCAAGAAAGCCUUUUAUACCUUUACAGCAUGCUGACCUAUCAGCCUGCAACUAUGCUCAGUAAUUUUCCACUCUUAACUCUUUUUUUCUAUUGCAGACACAGCAACUUAGCAACUCCUUUAUCUACAAGGCCACAAGCUCUGCAGACUACUCCGUAUCUUAAAGUUUCUUUUCUUGCUCCCAUGGCUUCCUUCCAACAAGUGUAACUGUGUCUCUCUCCCAAGGUCGGUUUUCACUUACUGACACUGUCAAGCUAGCUCAAGAAAUACCCACAUCUCCCCCUUCUUUAUAUAUAAAAAAGGCUUCUUUCAAUGCUCUAUUAGAGUUUGCACACAUUUUAACAUACACGGAAUACAGAUCAGAAUACAUAUAAAAAUGAGUAAGCAUCCUACACCUAUUUGUAAUAAGCUUUUUACCCAUGCAGUUAAACCUAAUCUACUAAAAAGAUUUCCAAAAAUGUUAAAACCAUCUCUUCAUUGUAGUUUCUGUACUCCUUCUUGCAAGUUUCCAAGACUUUUGUGAAUAUAUUCAAAAUGAUCAGAGAGAUCCAUACAACAAAGUCCAUCAAAAUUCUGACAACCAUGACCUUGCGCUAACUAUUGCAGCUCUAUUUUGUAGCGUAGCAUGUCUUAUUGAAUCCACAUCUAGCAAUAGUCCACUCAGGGCUAACAGCAUUGCAUUAGUUUGUUUUGCAAGCCAACAGCCAAGCUUAUUCAAGGUGGUUAACACUUGUGCUGUUCCUACUCCUGGAGCAAACAUAGAUGCUGCUAUAACGUCACCAGGGCUCCAAAAUUCCAUAUUAUCUUUACAAUCAGUUUUAAAGGCAGGUGUAGCACAUUUGUGGCGGCAUAACUUAUGAGUUAUAAUCAUGGAUGUAUUGGGUGUUAACAAAGUUAACCUUCCAAUGCUACAUGGUCCUCCUUUCACAUGGGAGGGAAUGCCAGGCCACGCACGAUCUCCACAAAUUAGAAAUAAUCCUGUGGGCAGUUUAAGUGGACGUUUGCUAGACAUUGAUAUAUUAGGAGAAGUAUAAUUACACCAAGCGCUAGCAUUUCUAUAUGCAGGUAUGGUAGCAUUUAACCAUUGAAUUGUUUUUAUAUCAUCUUUGCCGGUGUAGUAGAAGUAUAUACCAUAAUCCAUUUUACAGAUCCUAAUAAAUCCAGGUCCUGUGGUUCAAUCCCACCAUAUGCUAAAUAUGGAACCGAACCAUCCCAAUUGUUAACCACAUCACCAAAUCCCUGAAUUAUGAUCUGUUUAUCUGAGGGGAUGGGCCAAUCAUCAACAGGUCGUCCAAUCAGACAGGUUGUAAAAGAAUUUUCUGGAGAAGCAGUUGAUAGACAUAAUGUGUCCUGUCCCGUGCAAUUGACCAAGGUUACCUAGAUGUUGGUUUUGGGUUGAGGUGGGAUCCAUAUUGAUGCAGCUGACAUCAUGGCACAGAUGAUGGCAAUGACUGAGAUAACGAUGGCUUGAUCCAUCGAGCUGGUACCCAUCUUGGGCCAGAACCUGUGGAAACACAAGCAUACCCUCUACCCCAAGGUAUUAACGGAAAAGGACCUUCCCAUUGAUUUCUCUGUAAAUUUUUUACUAUGAGUUGUGCUUUCUCAUUAGAUUUUGAAGCACUGUAUAAGCCAAAAUGGUGUUGUAUAGGAGGUCCAUUCUCCAUCCAAUGGUUUUAAAAAUUCAAAGCAUAAGAAGCUUUGGCUAUAUGCUUUUGUGGGGUUAACCCUAGACUCUCCCUUUUUUGUUUUUGCAACGUAGUUUUAAGAGUGCUACGUGUGCGUUCGAUAACGGCUUGGCCUGUGGAGAAUGUGGAAUGGCUGUAAUAUGCUGAAUUCCCCAUUGUUGAAAAAGUGCCUGUGUCUUAGGUGCUUUAUAGCCAGGGCUAUUCCCUUUUGUUAUAGUUUUUGAACUCCCAGGGUGGCAAAGGCCAUAGUAAAGUGUCUGCAAACAUCUUUUGCUUUUUCACCUGAGUGUACUGAUGCAUAAAUACAAGAUGAAAAAGUGUCAAUAGAGACAUGUACAUAUUUGUACUUGCCAAACUCUGGUAUAUGAGUAACAUCUGUCUGCCAAAUUUCAAGCGACAGAAGACCUCGAGGAUUAGUUCCGAUCGACAGUGCAGGCAAAACUUGUGGACAAUUGGGACACAAUUGUGUAAUUUGCCUCGCUUGGUCCUGAGUCAGUUGAAACGUGUGUUGCAGUGCUUUUGCGUUUUGAUGAUAAAAUUCACGAGAUAAACGAGCCUGUGCAAAACUGUCAGGUAAGAGCUCCCUGGCACCUACCAGCCUGUCUGCUUGUGCGUUCCCCUCACUUAUGGGACCGGGUAGGGAGGUAUGUGAGCGUAUGUGUUACAUAAAAUAUGGAUAUGCCCAUUGAUCCAGGAGCCACUUGAGCUCCCAGAGAAGAGCAAAUAAGGCUUCAUGUGAGACUUCCUUCAACAAGGAGCAUUCUAGCCUAGAAACAAGGCCGGCCACGUAGGCAGAAUUUGUGAUAACACUUAUUGGGGUAGUCCAUAAUUUGAAAACACAGACUACUGCAGAGAGUUCUACUACCUGAGGCAAUCCUGUGACAAUAUGUAUGUUGCUUUUCCAGUUUCCUUCAUCAUCUCUCCAAAUUAUCACUGCUCGGCCUGUUUUGCCAGACCCAUCAGUGAAUACUGUAGGGGCAUCAACUAUUGGUGUGAUAGCUAAUUGUGAAGUAGGUAAAAGAGGAAGAGAGUGCAGGGAUUGUAUAAUUUUGUGUCCUGGGAAAUUAAUACUUACCUGUCCUGUAAAAUCCACUAGAGCACAAUGAAAAACAAAAGAAUGGUGACUUUAAAAAGUGAGCUGUUUUGAAUCAAGAGGCAAAUAGAUAUUAGGUUCAACACCAUCUAAAGUUAAUAAAUGCUCUCCUCCUUUCUUAAUUACCAUAGCUAUCAUUUCAAAAGCUGUGGUAACUGUUUUUCCAAAAUUAUGUGGUAAAAAUAUCCAUUCCAGAAUAAUCAAAGGAUAUAUGUCUUGUGGAACCCACUGUGCUAAGAGACCAUAGGGCUGAAAAGCUGAAUAAAAAAUGAAAAGGCUAA
Falco peregrinus (peregrine falcon) is the source of this 7851-nucleotide messenger RNA. RefSeq names its product G protein-coupled receptor 132 (gene GPR132). NCBI's taxonomy places the organism in Eukaryota, Metazoa, Chordata, Aves, Falconiformes, Falconidae. The coding region runs from base 2063 to 3166 and encodes 367 amino acids. Gene Ontology annotation, cellular component: membrane. Gene Ontology annotation, biological process: negative regulation of G2/M transition of mitotic cell cycle; G1/S transition of mitotic cell cycle; G protein-coupled receptor signaling pathway. The transcript is spliced from 2 exons. Gene Ontology annotation, molecular function: G protein-coupled receptor activity. The record is from RefSeq and is a predicted model, not a curated record.